Messenger RNA from Canis lupus familiaris (dog), 2262 nucleotides. RefSeq names its product F-box protein 39 (gene FBXO39). NCBI's taxonomy places the organism in Eukaryota, Metazoa, Chordata, Mammalia, Carnivora, Canidae. The coding region runs from base 494 to 1825 and encodes 443 amino acids. Gene Ontology annotation, molecular function: protein binding. The record is from RefSeq and is a predicted model, not a curated record. The transcript has 4 exons.
AGUGGGGCUGGAAGAAAACGAAGGUCCUGCAUGGCAGCUGACAUACCGGGGUCCAGCAGUGGAGCCCCACGGGCAGGCCCGCAGGGAGGUUUGAGGGGAGGGGAGACGGUCCCUGCAAGGACUCCACGGCUUUCCCAGUCGCCCAGAUGCGCUCUCUGGACACCGCCCAUGGAACCACCCUGGGGACACUGCCCCCUGCUCAACGCUCUGACCCCUAACUGCCUGGAGCAAAGGCUUCCUUUAGCUAGGGAACUGGUUUAGCUUUUUCCUGAGCACCUGGCUCCCCACUAAGUGCCGGGGUUGACCUGACAGGGCUGCGAGCAGCCUCUGUAAAUGAAGAUACGCCAGCCUCUUCCUUUGUUAAGUGUGCAAGUGCUGCUCAGAAGGAGAAUGAGGCUGUCCCCAGGGUCAAAGAAAACGAGUGAUUGGUUUUCUUUCCUCAUUUUUGGAAGCCCUGCCUACCACACAGCUGCUCUGGACACCCGGUUCCUCGAUGGACGAAGAGAGCCCGCCGGUGCAGCCCCCAGACCAGAGCUGCUGGGCCAAUCUGCCCGAUGUGUGCCUGCGCCGUGUCUUCUGGUGGCUGGGAGACAGGGACCGGUCCAGAGCUGCCCUGGUCUGCAGGAAGUGGAACCAGAUUAUGUACUCGGCGGACCUGUGGCGUUAUAGGACCAUCACGUUCAGCGGGAGACCUUCCAGGGUGCAUGCUUCUGAAUUCGAGUCAGCUCUUUGGUAUGUCAAGAAAUUUGGUCGUUAUCUGGAACACCUAGAGAUCAAAUUUCUGAACCCCUACAAUGCUGUGUUGACCAAGAAGUUCCAGGUCACCAUGCGGGGCCUCCUGUCGUGUCUGGGCAAGAGUAACAACCGGCUCAAGUCCCUGUCCAUCCAGCACCUGGAGCUGGACCGCCUUGUCUGGAGGAACAGUAUCCGGAGCUCCUUCAUCAAAAGCCUGGGCUUCUUCUUAAAGAAGGUGGGCAAACACCUGGAUUACCUCAACCUCAAGGGGGCCAGGCUGACCGUGGAGCAGGGCUGCGUGGUGCUCACCUCACUGAGCUACUUGCGGAGCGAGAGCGUGGUGUCACAGCUCAACAUCGAAGACUUCUUCAGCCACCACCUCGCUGUCUACAGCAGCCCACAGUUCAACAAGACCAUGGCCACCUUCCGCAGCCUGGUGUCCCUCACGCUCAACUACAACUGCAUCUCCGACGAGCUGCUGGAGAACCUGUGUGAGAACAAUGCUGGCACCCUCUGGACCAUGAACAUCAAGUGCCACAUCCACGACCCCCAUGGGCAGGUCAUCUGGGGCAUGUCCUGGGCCAAGCUGGCCAGGCACGCCUCCAACCUCAAGGUCAACUUCUUCUUCGAGCGAGUCAUGAAGUAUGAGCGCCUGGCACGGAUCCUCUUGCAGGAGAUCCCCAUCCGGAGCAUCAGUCUGAGGAGCUGCUACUUUAGCGACCCAGACUGGUCCAUGAGGCCCACGCUGACAGAUCUCCUGCCCACCUUCCGGAACACUCUGCAGAAACUAACAUUUGAGUUCAAUAACAACCACGAGUCGCUGGACGAGGAGCUGCACCUCCUGGUCUUGUCCUGUCGAAAGCUGUUCUACUUCAAGAUCUGGGCUUUUCUUGACGUCAAGUUUGUGGAGCGGAUCCUGAAGAGUCAGGAGGAAGGGCAGUGCUCCCUGCGCACUCUCAAGGUGAGAAUUUACACAAACCGAUACGAGACAAAUGACGAGGACAGGACGCUGCGCGAGAUCCACAGGAAGUACCGAAAGCUCAUCGAUGCGGAGCUCAACUACUUCGUCAUCGCGUACCCCAUGAUGUAGCCAGUGCUCUCUGGGAGCCCCCUCCUGGUCCCCGGCCCCGCCCCGCCCCUUUCCUCCUGCGGGUCUCUGCCGUUCCUCCCCUCUGACGCCAGCCCCAACCCAGGCCGGGCGCGGGCGAUGGGACUUUAAAGGCUAUCUUUACCAACCACCCGGGGCUGGCCUCUCCUUUGUCAUGGGGCUUUGCUGCUUGAACCCGUCCCAGGGUGCAGGCACAGAGCUGGGAGUCCAGGGCCACACAGGACCCCACCCCAUCCUGACUCCUAACACGUCGUGGGGGUGGGGGGUUGGGGGCAAAUGCCCGGUGUCCCUGGUGACCCACGGGAGCCCACCCCAACCUGCUCCACUCCGCAAUGGAGAUGCACCUGCACAUCCUCCAAGAGAGGGGAAAUUCCUUCUUUUAAAUGCAGCCCCUGGGGCACCUGGGUGGCUCAGGGCGU